AUGGUCGAAUAUGAGUUCGGCGGACCUCUGGGUGCCGCAGCCAUCACCUUUGGCCUGCCCGUCCUGCUCUACGCGUUCACAUUCGCUUGCAACGACGUGUCUGGCUGCCCAGUGCCAUUACUUCUGCAACCUCGCGACUUGACCUGGGCAAAGCUGAAAGCUGACGCUCAUUUACUGAGUAUCGGUCUGUCGAAUUUCCUCUCCUGGAAAGUGACGCUGGUCACUGUCGCCUACUAUAAGAUCCUUCCUGCAAAAGAGGUUCAUGGAACCAAGUUGGUGCACCAUGAUCGCCCCCUUCAGUAUCGAUUCAAUGCGUUCUCGGCCAGUGUGGUUAUUCUCUCUAUCUGCGCGGCAGGCACAUUCCUCCAAGGGGCCGAGUUCCCCGUCUGGACUUUUAUCACCGACAAUUACGUGCAACUCCUGACGGUAAACGUUCUCAUCUCAUACGCCCUAUCGGUCUUUCUCUACGUCAACAGUUUCACCAUCGACACCAAGUAUCCCAACCGCGACCUUCGAGAGCUAGCUGCCGGCGGCAUGACAGGCAACUUCAUCUACGAUUUUUACAUCAGCCGGGAGCUCAACCCCCAGGUUACCCUGCCUCUGAUUGGGGAAGUCGACAUCAAGACGUGGUGUGAAGUUUGCCCCGGUCUGACUGGUUGGAUCCUGCUUGACCUGGCAUUCAUCGCUCAACAAUACCGCAACUAUGGAUACAUCUCCGAUAGCAUCGUGUUCACGACCGCCGUGCAGGCAUACUACGUCCUCAGCAGCCAGUACAACGAGUCAUCCAUCUUGACGAUGAUGGAUAUCACGACCGACGGGAUGGGCUUCAUGCUUGCCUUCGGCGACUUAGUCUGGGUCCCCUUCCUCUACUCGACCCAAGCUCGUUACCUCGCGGCCUUCCCCGUGCGUCUCGGCGGGCCACGAAUCCUCGCGAUCGCCGCCGUCUUCGUCCUCGGGAUUUGCAUAUUCAAAGCGGCGAACAAUCAGAAACACCUGUUCCGCACCCAGCCCAACCACCCCGCCGUGCGGGAUCUCUCGUCCAUCACCACCAGGCGCGGCACCCGCCUCCUCACCGCGGGGUGGUGGGGUCUCUCCCGGCAUAUCAACUACUUCGGCGACUGGUUGCAGGCCUGGCCCUUAGCCUGCCCACGGGGGUGGCAGGCGUUGGCCUCCUCGGGCGAUCUCGCCGGAUCGCCGUCUCGCACGAUGUUGGACGGGCGGGUCGCGAUGCAAGGCCCGGCAGCCGGGUGGGGGAUGAUCUUCACCUACUUCUACGUGCUGUACUUUGGUGUCUUGCUCGUCCAUCGCGAACGGCGGGACGACGCCAUGUGCGCGAAGAAGUAUGGCGAGGAUUGGAAGACGUACAAGCGGACGGUGCGGUGGAGGAUCUUGCCUUGGAUUUAUUGAGAACGGUCUAAUGAGGAGGACUAGUGCAGUUGACAGUGUCCGUUUCAGUAGUGUCGGUGGCCCUCCUGAGGCCUUGCCGGUCAGUUGCUCUGAAAU
Molecule: messenger RNA, 1503 nt
Organism: Aspergillus brunneoviolaceus CBS 621.78
Lineage: Eukaryota; Fungi; Ascomycota; Eurotiomycetes; Eurotiales; Aspergillaceae
Product: putative C-14 sterol reductase
Exons: 5
Coding region: 1-1407 (468 amino acids)
Biological process (GO): ergosterol biosynthetic process
Cellular component (GO): endoplasmic reticulum membrane
Molecular function (GO): Delta14-sterol reductase activity
Source: RefSeq, a predicted model, not a curated record